CACGCAGCGCCAAAACUUGGCGCCAAAGGCGAGUGUUUCUGUGCGCCUGCAAGAACGACCACAAAAGUUCAUGAUAAUAUUUAAUAUGGACAUCCGCAGGUUCUUUGCGCCCACAAAGGUCACCAAAGCCACAACAGGCAGCAGCGGCACUGACGAGGAGCUGAAAAAUAAAAAGAAAGCGUCUUCCAAGGUCAUAAGCCCUAAAAAUGAUGAGAAGCGACCAGCAAAACGGAAGAAGAGAGUAAUUGCUGAUUCAGACUCUGAUGAGGAAGAGGAGAAAAAAGAAAAGAAAGGAAAGAAAAUCCCAAGAGAGAAGACCGCUACAUCUGGAAAGAAGGACCCCAUCACUUAUGUUUCUGAUUCAGAUUCGGAUGAAGCAUUUAUGUCAUUGAAGAAGUGCUCCAGACCUAAAGAGAAUGGGAGUGGCCAUAGUAAGAAACAGUCUGACUCGAAGGAGGUGAAAACGGCUCCUCUUAAAUCACCAGUAAAGCCGUCUGCAGCUGGGACCAAAGCAGAGGUGAAGAAUGUGCGUAGUCCAACCCCACCGAAACCAGCUGCAUCCCAACCCAAGCACACUGCCACCUCAGCCGCCGACUUUUUUGGCAGCUCCACCAUCCAUAGAUCGGGGAAGAAGUUGGUGGCCAGUGCCAGCACCAAGAGGAAAGCACCUACAGAAGACCCUGAGGAAUCAUGCAGUGAUGAAGCCAUUACAAAACAAUUACAAAUGGACGAGGACAUGGAGUUGGAGAAACAGAUCCAUGAAGAUGAGGAGUUUGCGAGAACAUUGGCCAUGUUGGAAGAGGCCCCUUUGGCUAAAAAGGCUCGUGUGGAUACAGUGUCGCCCUCAAAAAACAGCUCACAAGGAAAUGCUGCAGGCCCCAAGGCUGCCUCCAAGGGCCCCUCGCCAAAAAAGAGCCCCUUGAAGACCAGCUCUAAGCUGGCUCUGAUGAAGAGGAGAGCUGACGAAGCGGGGGAGCAGAAGAACGAGAGGGAUGAGAAAAAAAGCAAGAUGGUCAUCUCACCAAAGAAAGAGUCAGUUACGCCUACCACCUCAGAGAUGGCAGCCACACCAAAAACAGGAAGCAUUUCUAAAGGAACGUCCAAAUCAAGACGCUUUUCUACUCCUAAGAGCGGCGGCGGCAGCAAUAAGACCUCUCCAACAAAACCAGAGAUUAGUCCUGAAGGCUCAGAGAAGAAGCGAGUGAAUUCAGCAGCAUUCCGAAACUACUUGAACAGAGAGGGUCCUCGUGCCCUGGGUUCUAAAGAGAUACCACAAGGAGCCGAGAACUGUUUGGAAGGCUGUGUGUUUGUGCUGACGGGAGUUUUGGAGUCCAUGGAGCGAGAAGAUGCGAAGUCAUUAAUAGAGCGCUAUGGUGGGAAAGUCACUGGAAACGUCAGUCGCAAAACCACAUACCUGGUGUUGGGCCGAGACUGUGGAGCCUCCAAGACUGAGAAGGCUCAAAGUUUUGGCACUAAGAUCAUAAGUGAGGAUGAACUGCUGGAACUGAUCCGAACCAAACCUGGCAAGAAGUCUAAAUAUGAGGUUGCGUCAGAGGCUGAGAGUAAACCUACUAAAUCCAAGACUCCCCAAAAACCAAGAAUGACCAACAGAAGCCCUGGCAAGAGCAGUCCUUCUCCAGGAAAGGUUUGGCCUGCUUCUGCCUCCACAUCUGGAACUUCUGGAGCUUCCCGUCGAUACUCUGUGUCUGAAGUGAAGAAAAGUCUGGAGUUUGGUAAUGCCACACCUGCUACGUCACAACCUGCUGCAGAGGACGAUGGAACAAGCUUGCUGUGGGUAGACAAGUACCGUCCCCGAAGUCUAAAGAAUCUGAUUGGGCAACAGGGAGAGCAGAGCUGUGCCAACAAGCUGCUGAGAUGGCUGCAGAACUGGCACAAACGUCAAAGUGGGAACACAAAAUCAGCAGCUGCAAGAUUUGGUAAGUUUGGGGGUAAGGAUGAUGGUUCUGGCUUUAAGGCUGCUCUGUUGUCUGGACCUCCUGGUGUUGGGAAGACCACUACUGCUGCCCUUGUGUGUGAGGAGCUUGGUUACAGUUACGUGGAGAUGAAUGCCAGCUGCACCCGCAGCAAGAAUAGUCUGAAGGAAGUGAUUGCAGAGUCCCUCAAUAACACAAGCAUUAAGAACUUCUACACAGGUACAUCUCAGACAGUCAGUGAUAAACAUGUUCUUAUAAUGGAUGAGGUGGAUGGCAUGGCAGGAAACGAGGACAGAGGAGGAAUACAGGAGAUGAUUGGUCUGAUAAAGCAAUCGAAGAUCCCCAUCAUCUGCAUGUGUAACGACCGCAACCAUCCAAAGAUCCGCUCGCUUGCUAACUAUUGCUUUGACCUGCGCUUUCAGCGCCCCCGCGUGGAACAGAUAAAGGGUGCCAUGAUGUCCAUUGCUUUUAAAGAAGGUUUAAAGAUCCCGCCUCCAGCACUCAAUGAAAUCAUAUUGGCAUCAAAUCAGGAUGUUCGACAGGUUCUUCAUAAUUUGUGUAUGUGGUCAGCCACAGACAAAGUCAUGACCUACGACCAGGCAAAAGCAGAUGCUAAUAAAGCCAAGAAAGACAUGAAAAUGGGUCCGUUUGACGUGUGCAGGAAAGUGUUUGCUUCAGGAGAAGAAACUGCCCACAUGACUUUGAUCGACAAGUUAGAUCUUUUCUUCCAUGACUACUCACUAGCACCACUCUUUGUCCAAGAGAACUAUAUACAUGUACGGCCAGCUGCGGCAGGGGGAAAUCUGAAGAAUCAUUUGGUAUUACUGAGUAAAACAGCAGACAGCAUAAGUGAUGGAGACUUGGUGGACAGACAGAUCCGCUCUCGACAGUCAUGGUCUUUACUGCCUACACAGGCGAUCUAUGCCAGUGUGCUGCCAGGUGAGUUGAUGCGGGGUUACAUGAGUCAGUUUCCUACAUUUCCCAGCUGGCUAGGGAAGUUCUCAUCCACAGGCAAACACAGCCGCAUCGUACAAGAGCUUGCAUCACACAUGAGUCUGAAGACGUUGAGUAGUAAGGAGGCAGUGAAUCUGGACUACUUACCCUACCUCCGCUCUGCACUGUUGGUGCCUCUGCAGUCACAUGGUUCAGAGGGGGCCAAUCAGAGUGUGAAGCUUAUGGACAACUAUGACAUCAUCAAAGAGGACUUUGACAGUAUAAUGGAGAUCAGUAGCUGGGGUGGACAGCCUGACCCUUACUCCAAACUUGACUCUAAGGUGAAAGCAGCUUUCACACGUGCUUAUAACAAGGAAUCCCACUUGACCCCAUACUCGCUGCAGACAGUAAAGAAAGUUCGCAGAGGAGCCACAGAUGCUGACCUGGGAUUAGACCCAGAGAAUGACCUCCAAGGUCAAGAAGAUGAAGAGGAGGAGGAAGGUGUUACUGCUGAUGCCAUGAUCAAGCAAAAGAAAGCUAAAGCUAUGAAAGAGGCCAAACAGGAGAGAGCGGGGGAUCCUGGAAAGGGCAAGGGCAAAGGAAAGGGCAAGAAGUGAAAUGGAGACUAAACUGAGAACAGACAGACGGACUGAAGGCGUUUCCUACGAGUGCCCACUCAUUGAGCAACCUUGCUGACUGAAAGCUGGAACGGUAAAUCAAGAUAACAGUCAAAAAAUAAGACUUGGCCUCCUUCAGUCUGCCCAAAGGUCAGUAUUACCAAGGAAUAAGGGCUGAGAGGGGUAGGCAUUCGCAGCAUUUUGUAACGGAAAACAAGAGGGUGCUCAAUUCCUCUUCUUACACAGAGCUCUUGCACUGGAUAACGCUCAGGAACAAGGACAGCAGAAACGACUGAGACCACAAACACAUGCUCGUAUUUACCAAAUGAAAGUUAUUUUGUAUCUCUAAGCAAAAGAAAAUUUCUCCCUUUUUAGUUUUUUCACCUGAACACCUUGGAAACGUUAUAAGGUUACAUAUGCACUUUCCACAACUCGCAUACUUGUGUGUUUCCUUAAGUCAGUACAUACACAAAUGCAAUCUAACUCUGAACCGCUUCUCGAUUAAGCUGUAAAUAUGUGCAGUUGAAGUUGGUCUUAUUUGCUACUUGGUACAUUUGUAGUCUGUGGAGGAAAAAAAAUUGCUUUGGCUUUUGAAUUAAGGCACUAUUGAAUACACUGACAGUGCGACUUAGUGGCCUGUAGCACAUACUGUACAUGACUUGUGAUUUUCACCAAGCAAUUAAAGAGUGUAAUCUAAUCUAGUGA
Molecule: messenger RNA, 4189 nt
Organism: Colossoma macropomum (tambaqui)
Lineage: Eukaryota; Metazoa; Chordata; Actinopteri; Characiformes; Serrasalmidae
Gene: rfc1
Product: replication factor C (activator 1) 1
Exons: 24
Coding region: 71-3484 (1137 amino acids)
Biological process (GO): DNA repair; DNA replication
Cellular component (GO): nucleus; DNA replication factor C complex
Molecular function (GO): ATP hydrolysis activity; DNA clamp loader activity; DNA clamp unloader activity
Source: RefSeq, a predicted model, not a curated record